This is a messenger RNA of Sander lucioperca (pikeperch), 2078 nucleotides long. RefSeq names its product tRNA methyltransferase 10A (gene trmt10a). Gene Ontology annotation, cellular component: nucleoplasm; nucleus; cytosol. Gene Ontology annotation, biological process: tRNA N1-guanine methylation. The record is from RefSeq and is a predicted model, not a curated record. Gene Ontology annotation, molecular function: tRNA binding. The transcript has 8 exons. Bases 304 to 1224 code for a protein of 306 amino acids. NCBI's taxonomy places the organism in Eukaryota, Metazoa, Chordata, Actinopteri, Perciformes, Percidae.
CGGUUAAAUGACAUCAUAUGCGCGCCAACAUAACAUACGGUACAUGUGGAACUGUGGGGCUGAAUUGUACAUUAUUUAGAUGUUAGUAUAAAGUCUUGGUUUGUCUGACUGUCUAUGGUUGGACAUCCGAGCGAUGACGCACUUUUAAGAGGUUUCGUACUUGGUGAAAUUAUAAAGAAGAACUCUGCUGUUAAAUGCUGCCAGUUAGCUUCCUGCAAAGAGCAGCCGAGACGCUAGCAUCAGCAGCUAGUAGAGAGAGCAGCGUUAGCGUUAGCCGGCAGACGUCCACCUGUCUCUUCACUCAUGGCUGAUGAUGGAGUGAGAGGAGAAGCCUCAGCCCAGCAGGAGAAGGAGAAGGAGAAGGAGAAUGGAGCUAACAGGAGCAGCCAGGAGACGGAGACGGAGAGCAGUAAGAAUGGAGACAAUGCAGCAGAAAACCAAACGCUGUCCAAAAGGCAACAGAAGAAGCUCCUCAAACAGCAGAAAUGGGAAGAAGAGAGAGAACUGCGAAAGCAGAAACGGAAGGAGAGGAAGCAGCAGCGUCGGCUGCAGAGGCACAACCAUCAGGAGGAGCAGGGAGGAGAGGCCCAACACGUGAGGAAACGCCCCCGCAGAGAGGUGACGCCCAGCUCCCUGAGGCUGGUGGUGGACUGCAGCUUCGACAGCCUCAUGCUGACCAAGGAUGUCCAGAAGCUUCACAAACAGAUCCAGCGCUGCUAUGCUGAGAACAGACGAGCCUUGCAUCCAGUGCAGGUUUAUCUGACCAGCCUGGGAGGACAGCUGAAACAGAGCAUGGAUGAGAAGGACAAAGGAUGGGUGAACUGGAAGGACAUCAGCAUUAAAACGGAGCACUACAGUGAAGUUGUGGCGAAGGAGGAGCUGGUGUACCUGACGUCAGACUCUCCCAACGUGCUGGAGGAGCUGGACCACAAAAAGGCCUACGUGAUCGGAGGCCUGGUGGACCACAACCACCAUAAGGGGAUUACUUUUGAGAGGGCGAAGGAGCUGGGGAUCCAUCACGCUCAGCUUCCUCUGAGCAGUUUUGUCAAGAUGAACAGUCGGAAGGUUCUGGCAGUCAAUCACGUGUUUGAGAUCAUCCUGGCCUACUUGGAGAAGGGCAGCUGGCAGGAGGCCUUCUUCACCGUCCUGCCUCAAAGGAAAGGCGCGGUGGCCGUCGACCAGGAGAAAGAAGAGGAGGAGUCCGACUCUGACCCUGGGCCCUGACACACCAGACCAAACUGAGAAAAGAGCCCAAAACUUUGUUCAAAUGGACAACUUCAAGCAAAGCUGAUUCCUGGGGAAACAUCUGAAUAUAUAUGUAUAUGUAUGAAAGAGGGAUGUGUUAACAAAGCAUCCGUUUCUUUGAAAUUUCAAACUGCUUUUUUUUUUUUAAACCAGCUAUUUAUUGAAAUGUUUACUUUGUGCCUCCUGUAAUGGCUAUUAACUUAGUUGAACAGCUAAUGGAAAGUUCAGUUUUGCUACAAUUAUUGGCAGAAUAUAUGUUGUUAUUAUUCCAGAAAAUGUUUUUUUUCUUUUAGCAAGAAGCUCAAGCUGUCAGCCUGGUGCUUAAUCUAUUCAUUUAAAAGUUUUAAAGCAGGAUAAAGUCCAAACAUGAGCAUUAUUGUCACUGGCCCCGGAAUUUGUGGAAAAGAUUUAAAUUAAAGAGAGUAUAGUCACAAUAGAAGAAAUGGAAGCUCCUCCACACAGUGGCUAGUAACCAAGGAGGACAUGGAGGAUUAAAAAACAUGAUGGAGUCUUCAGAAGAGGUCAUUAUCUUCACUGGAGCUCCUGCAGGGGAAAGUCAGCGGACGCCACAAUCUUCUGAACACAGUCACACUGAGAAAUCCAGAGAGAGUUGUGUGGAGCUGAUAGUCUUAAUUAGCUUUGUAGCAACUCAUUUGGCAACGGCUUGAAUGUAACGGACGUUCAUUAAUAUCAAAAAAGUUCCGCACUAAAGAUUUAAAAUGAAUUUGACACAUUCUAUGUAGAGGUUGGGGGAAUAUUCUAGAUAGAAGUUGGAGGGUAGCUAAGGACAGAGGUAAACAAAAGUGUAGAAAAUCUUCAGCCAAUGGAAAAAA